Messenger RNA from Physcomitrium patens, 3268 nucleotides. RefSeq lists its product as uncharacterized. The record is from RefSeq and is a predicted model, not a curated record. Lineage: Eukaryota; Viridiplantae; Streptophyta; Bryopsida; Funariales; Funariaceae.
CAUAAGUUGUCCGCGUGGUUGAGUGGCGAGGGGGAGAGAGCGAGAGAGAAAGACAGAAAGGGGUGAGUGAACGAUGGUUAUGUGUUGAUGAGAUGCUCGUGUCGGACUUUGCUUAUGCCUCUCACACGAGUGCUGCUUUAGGAUGUGAGGCUGAUGAUGAUGUGAAAAGAGCCGUUGUGUACGGCGUUGGUUAAGUCAGUUCAAUUUGACUGGGCGUUCUUGCUGCAGCUGCUGCCUCCGCUGCCGCUGCAGUAACAGAAGGGGGAUUGUAGGGUGCAUGAGAGUAGACAAGUGGGAGUUGCGACGGGUUCGUACUUGUUGUGGUAUCUGGGUUAGUGUAUUUUGCGGUCUUCGUCAGUUCUCUGGAUCCCGUUUUUACCAGUGAUUGAUAGGCGAGUGAGUGUCUCAGUUUGCAGGGUUGGGAACUUGUUUUGAGGACAGUUUUUGAGAGGAGUGGAGGUUUUGACCAGCGUCGAGGAGCUGCAUUGGGAGAUUUUGAAUACUGAGAGGAUGCGAUCAAGAACGGAGCAGUACUUCUUUGAUGCAAAUGGUUUGAAGUGGUAGUUGGACAGGAGUUCUCUUGUUGUGAGAUUCUUUGCACGUUUCGUCACGGGAGUAAGGGUAUGGGACCCUCCAAGUAUGAGACUGGCGGUGCGGGAUUGCUGAAGUGGAGCUAUCUAAGAGUGCAGCGAUAAGGAUGAGUAGUAUCGUUGUUCUCAAGAGCAGCACAGUUCCCGACUCUGCAUUCAAGGGUACUUUUAAGGAAGACGGUCAAGCCAUGGCUCUCAGUGAGGUUCAGCGAGCUCACGACAUUGGGUGGAAUUGUCCAAUGGUGCACCAGAGCGGGUUCAAUCUGUCUGAAGAGUUGCGGAGGUCGGGAGAAUUUUCUGCUGGGAAGAGUCGAAGUUUACGUAAAGAGCAGGAUUACGCCUGCGCACCGGUGAAAGUAGAGAAUAUGAGCACUUCCUUGGUUGAUUCUGCAGAAGAGAACACCACCAUGAACGCUGCUGAGGUGACGGACCAACGUAGUGAUGUGGAAACGAGCGCGGAGAAAACGAAGGUGGAGGACCAUGGCCUCAGGAACAGAGUGUGGACUUUGGAAGAAGAGAAAGGCAAACUUCACAAAGACUUGGCUGCCAUGACAUUGAAGGAAACAAUUCUGAGAGGCAAGGUCAGGGAAUUUGAACUGCAAAUGGAUGGUCACAGGAAGCGAGUAGAGAGAGCAGAGAGAACAAUUUUAGAACUCCGGCAAGCGGUGGCCCAGAGCAGUAAACAAGCGCGACAAUCUGACGCAGAGGUUGAAGAGCUUCGCAUGAUUUGUGCUCGGAAUGACGGAGAGAAGCAAGACAUGCAAACCAGGAUAGAAAGAUUGCAGCAACUGUGUAUGGAUCAUGAGAAGAGCAUACAUGGUCUCAGGCAAGGGCUUAAAAAUGGUAUGGAUGGCAAUAAAGAAGGAAGGAUGAGCAGGUUGCAGAAAGAAUUGCAAAGGUUGAGCGGUGUUGAGAUUACUCUUCGUACUGACCUCGAGGCGUCUCGAGUCGAGAAUACAACCUUGCGGCGUGAUAUGAACUGCCUACUGGAGAGAUUUGCAAACCAGCAAAGAGAAAGUACAAUGCACUUGAAGAAACUGGAGCAGGAGUUAAGGGCUGAGAUUGAUCGAGGCCAAGCUAAAGUUGCUGAACUUCAAGACGAAAAUAAUCUCCUGUUUGCGAAGUUGAGGUUGUUGACGAGAGAGAGACAUGACACCCGAGAAGCCCUGAGAUCUUCCAAUGACAGAGUAUCCGAUUUAGAGGAAGAGAAUCAAUGCCUUCAAGAAGAGCUUGCGAAAGCAGAGAAGGCACUUGAAGUAAAGCAGAAGGAUAUUCUUAGCUUAGAGUCUCAGCUGGAAUGCUCCAAACAGAACAGAGAUAUAUCUGCCGCAGCGGUAGCGUUGAAAGAGAAAGCUCCUGCAAACGGUGUUUUGACGGUGACGGUGAAUGACAAAGAAGAAAUUUCCUCCGUAAACGAUGAUGCGAUGGCGAAAGUGAACGAUAAGGAAUUUCGAAGUUCUGCACACUUGGGAAGUGAAAUCCGUCAGAGUCUGCAGGCGGCGGCACAGCAACUUUACAGCAUGAAUGAAAGGUUAGAGUCGCUGAUGGAUAAACUCUCUGAGCGUGACCUUCAAUUACAGGAAGCUAAGACGGAAAUUGCUGAAAAGGACGAGGCUGUCACUAGUCUAGAGCACUCUCUGAGCAACUUAGCCAAGACGGUGGAUUCCCAGAGUUCACGCAUUAUGCGCCUUUCCAAACAGAAUGAAGACCUCACUAGAUUAACGCAGUCACAGGCCAAACUGAUCGAGGAUUUCCAGUCUCGGCUCGCUGCUGCUUUGGGCUCUAAGAACAAAGCUGAUCAAGAACUGGACGCAGCAAGAAAGCGAUUGGAGGAAUGUGAGAAACAGUUGGAAUCACAGGAUUUGACAUGUCAGUUGCUACAAGAGAGAGUGGAUGCGCUAGAGGCAGACUUGCAGCAUUGCCAGCCACAGAUCGCCACUCUUCUGCAACAAAGGGACGACUUAGCAUCGGAGAGGGAUGAUUUGCAUCAUUCUCUUACCGACGCUACUCUUCGAGUCACAGACCUUGAGCAUCGGUUGGCUGACAGAGAAGAAGUUGUGAAGUCGCAUGAGGCAACCCUGCAGGAACUAAGGAAAGAGGUGGAAGAAAGCCAAAAAGAGUUGAAUCUUGUCAAGCAAGAACGAGACGAGAUGCAAAGAGAAGCCGAGGCUAUGGGCAGGGAAGCAUUGCGAACCAGUAUGGAGGUUGAAGUUUUACGUAGACGAGUUCACCAGCUUGAUGAAGAUGUUCUGCUUCGGGAUGGUCAGAUUUGUAUACUUCGCGGUGGUCUAGAGGAUUCAUAGCGAACUCCUCCCAUUGAAAGGUCCCGAGCACGGCCAGAAAAUGUACAUACUCUAAUACAUGCCUCAGCGUUGAUCAGGUCCUCAGUUUUCCACAUUAUUGCUUCUGAUCCUAUUCAUGGCUUAUCGACGUGACCAUGCUGGUCAUUGCGUUAUUCUGCUGACGAUGGUUACUACCCAGGAUAUGAUGAGCCGGAUGUCUCUCCAGCCUUGACUCUUGGUAAAUGGACAACUGACCUUCUUCAAUAUCUGGAUCCUACAUUGACACAUGAUAGGCAAGAAAACCACAUGAUAGCCAGUUUUCUCUGCAGAAGUUGCGUACUAAGGAGUUCAUUUAAGAGUGUUCCACUUUGAAUACACUUGGUUCUCUUAAGACUA